AUGGAUACAGAUCGCGAUUUGGUACCUGAGCUGGAAAACUUAUAUGAAAAUAAAGAUUGGGAGCACUUGCUAGCGAGAUCUUCUGAAUCUCCUCAAGAUCCUGAAAUUCAGUAUUAUAGAGUAGAUUUUAUUUAGGCCCUAGCUAUGCAACAGCUUCACCGAUUUCAAGAAGCAAUAAAGAUUUUUGAGUCUAUUUAUUCACACAUCGGAGUUUUGAGAGAAAUUGACUAUAACUUGGGGCUAUGCCAUUACCACCUUAGUAACAUAGAGCCAUCAAUUGAUUAUUUGAGGCGAUAUAUGUAUUCCAAUCUGGAGGAAAUAAUAAAACAAUUUUUUGGUGAUUUAUAUAUAAAUAGUUUUUUUCAAGGUGAAAAAUUCUUAUCCUUCCAAUCCAAGCCACCCUUACAUAUAUUUUCACCUUGUGAAAGUGAUGCUUGUUAAGAGUAAUUUUUAUUUAGAACUUCAUACGGAUAUUGAUGAUGUUUGCGAGCGUGCUGUUGUAUGAAGGUCAAAAAAAAUCCCGUACAGAAUUUGGGCAUAUUCGUUAUAUCAGCUCAAAAAAUAUAAAGAAGCCCAUGGGAAGUGCUUGAUAAUUUUGGAGAAAAAUAAAGAAGAGCAUGCCAUAUGAUUCUUACUUGGAAAAGUCCUCAGAAGAUGCAAAUAUAUAAAAGAGUGCAGAGCUGCCUUUGAAAAGUGCUGUGCCCUCGACCCAGAAAACCUGAAAUACAAAAAGCGAUAUGAAUCCCUUAUUACAAAAAUCGCCACAAAGCGUGAUUAUUCUUCUGCAAAGCCAAAAAUUCAGUUAGAUACUCCAAUUCUCCCUAAAACUGCCGGGAUAAAAUUUCUUGAAAAUCGUGGCUGCGAAGACUUAUUUUGUAGGUUAUUUUAAUAUUAAGGUAGUUAUUUCUCAAAUAUUUAGCUCUUUAAAUGAAUUUCUCAGUAUUAAAUAGCCAUAUUUUCCCCUGCACAUUUGUCUGACUAUUAGAGAUUAAUAUUAAUUUUGGAGGAAUUGCAAUAAAGGCUUUUAUUUGAGCAAAAAUGCUGUAUCAAUUUUAA
This is a messenger RNA of Blepharisma stoltei, 1056 nucleotides long. The record is from the annotation of a GenBank genome assembly. NCBI's taxonomy places the organism in Eukaryota, Ciliophora, Heterotrichea, Heterotrichida, Blepharismidae.